CGCCGCGUUACCCGCCGGGCCGCGUCGCUGGAGGCAACGGGCCGGAGCGGCUCCGCCACCACCGGGCAAGGAUGAGUCUGUUUGGAUCGACAUCCGGGUUUGGUACUGGAGGUACCAGCAUGUUUGGCAGCACAACUGCGGAUAACCAUAAUCCAAUGAAGGAUAUUGAAGUAACAUCUCCACCUGAUGACAGCAUAUCUUGUUUAGCAUUUAGUCCGCCAACACUGCCGGGUAAUUUCCUCAUUGCAGGAUCAUGGGCAAAUGAUGUUCGCUGCUGGGAAGUUCAGGAUAAUGGACAGACAAUUCCAAAGGCUCAGCAGAUGCACACAGGGCCUGUACUAGAUGCCUGCUGGAGUGACGAUGGGAGUAAAGUAUUUACUGCUUCCUGUGAUAAAACAGCCAAAAUGUGGGAUCUCAACAGUAAUCAAGCUAUUCAGAUUGCACAACAUGAUGCUCCUGUGAAGACUAUCCAUUGGAUUAAAGCACCAAAUUACAGCUGUGUGAUGACAGGAAGCUGGGAUAAAACUUUGAAGUUCUGGGAUACCCGCUCACCAACACCGAUGAUGACAUUGCAGCUUCCUGAAAGAUGUUAUUGUGCAGAUGUGGUUCAUCCUAUGGCUGCUGUGGCCACUGCAGAAAGGGGUUUGAUAGUUUAUCAGUUAGAGAACCAACCUUCUGAAUUUAGAAGAAUAGAAUCUCCUCUUAAACACCAGCAUCGCUGUGUUGCUAUUUUUAAAGACAAAGUGAACAAGCCUACUGGAUUUGCCCUUGGAAGUAUUGAAGGAAGAGUAGCUAUUCAUUAUAUCAACCCUCCAAAUCCCGCAAAAGAUAAUUUCACUUUUAAAUGUCAUCGCUCCAAUGGAACAAACACAUCAGCACCUCAGGAUAUCUAUGCUGUAAAUGGGAUAGCCUUUCACCCUGUCCACGGUACUCUUGCAACGGUAGGAUCUGAUGGUAGAUUCAGCUUUUGGGAUAAAGAUGCACGAACAAAGCUAAAAACAUCAGAACAACUUGACCAGCCAAUAUCUGCUUGUUGUUUCAACCAUAAUGGCAAUAUAUUUGCAUACGCUUCCAGUUACGAUUGGUCAAAGGGUCAUGAAUUUUAUAAUCCACAGAAGAAAAACUACAUCUUUCUGCGAAACGCAGCGGAAGAAUUAAAGCCUAGGAAUAAGAAGUAGUGAGUAUGAGUCUGACUUGUGUUACUCUACUGUUUUCUGCCAUUCCUGCCUCUACUCCACUGCUCUUCUGCCAUUUGUGCCCUGUUGCACCACGGUUCAGUCAACUUUGGAUCGAUAACAUUUAGCAGGAACUGUAAAAAUUACAUUAAAUGUAUUCUAACUUGCUGGAGAACAUUUUUCAAAUUAGAUACUCCGAUGUGUGUAAGAAAGAGAGGCUAGUAUUCAUAUGACUUAUCCACUGCCUGUUCCACAGCAAUAAUAAAACUGCAGCAGAAUCUAAAUCUGGGCUAGAUAUUCCUGCUUAGAAUUGCAACCAUUUGUAUCUAUGGAUUUAUUUUAUUAGUACUACAUUAAAAUAUGUUAAUUGUUCUGGAGAAGUUGUAUAAAUACUGUAUUUUUUGUAAGUACUUGAAGAAUUGCAAGUAAUUCUUCUCAAAGGAGGCUUAUUACUUAUUAUUCAGGGGUUCUUUUGUUGCUUUCUGAUUUUUAAAAUGGGAAUAUUGUCUUCUGUAUGCCAGGAAGAAAUGCCUUGCAAGUUGUUUUCCCUCGUUUUUUGAGUGAAUUUGGUAGGUAUGUAAGUGGCCAACAGCAGUGACAGAAACUUGAGACAGAAGAUGGGCACAGUGCAAAUUCUGCUUUAGUUUUUUCUUAGACUCUAGCAAUGGACGUGACUUUUUAGCCAACGACACUCAUGUUUAUUCUAUUUGAAGGAGAAAUUGCCGGUUGUGCCAAGUGAUAUAUAGUUAAGUAAUCUAAGCAAACCAUUAACGGUUUUGUUUUGUUUUAUGACCAAACCAGUGUGUGCAAAAUACUUGUGGCCUGAACUGCUUUAAAACUGACACCUUUUAGAGUUAAAAGUUGGUUUGUUUACAUCUCUCUUAACAUGGCUUUUGUCCCUUAACAGGGGGUUCUGGACUGAAAAAAAAAAAAAGUACUCAUUUUUGUAAUAACUAGAAAAUAGUGCUGGUGAGUUUCAUCCUGAUCAAAAAUGCUGUGAAACAAAACAAGUGGGUCUCUUUCUGACUUGAAUCUACCACUGUUUACUCUUAACUAGCCAGUUGUAUACAUGCCAAAGUUUUCUUUUUGGAAGUGAAUGCUUAUUAUUCCUGUUUCACUAUUGUUUGAUAACGACUAAAUAAAAACGAGGGGGCGCAUGUAUAGAAAUACCUGUCCUAUUGUACAAAUUCUCUGUAAAACUGUAUGGUGUAACACUUAUGGUUAUGGAUUCAUGCUACAUUUCAAAUAAAAUUUUUAAUAAAUGCUUUUUUAUAUUCAAAAGUUCUAUUAUAAUAACAUGGGCAAGGUUAUUAUAAACCUUCUAAAAGCAGCAUCUUGUCCUUUCACUGUAAUUCAGAUACAUUUUCUGAAAGCAAAGUACUUUUCCUCCAGCUGCUUAAGCUGGAAAUCUAAUGCAUUCCCCAGUUCCUGUUUCUUUAUUAAUAAUUCCUGUGGUUUUGCGUCAAACAAUUAAGAGGACUAGUGUGAAAGGCCUUUUGUUUUAUAAGAAUUAAUCAAGUUCCUUGCUAUCUCAACAGCCAAACACCUGACAGUUUGUCAUUAGUACAAAUGAAUCAUACUAUCUUCAAACGCUCUAUAGCCUGCUGGUCCUUUAACUUCUGAAUCUUCUCUCUAUGGUGUUCAUCAGGUUUUCUUGGGGCUGCAUUUCUUGUUUGGUAUGGUCUUAUAGUUGCAUAGUUGAGCAAAGUCCAUGCAAUAUACUCUGCUGUUGUUCAGAGAUGCUCUAUUCUGGGUUUUAUUUCUCAAGAUAGAAGUAGCAAGGAAAAAAACCCCGUGUUUUACAUGGUUUUAGAUUUCACAUUCAUGGACUCUUUGUUUUCUUUAAGAUAGGAAAGAGUUCCCAGCAGUUAUAUCAGUAGCCGGUCAGUUGCUCAAACACUUCUUUAGGUUUUGUUGAUUUUUUUUUUUUUUUUUUUUAAUAAAA
Messenger RNA from Chroicocephalus ridibundus (black-headed gull), 3120 nucleotides. RefSeq names its product ribonucleic acid export 1 (gene RAE1). Gene Ontology annotation, molecular function: ubiquitin binding; RNA binding. The record is from RefSeq and is a predicted model, not a curated record. Lineage: Eukaryota; Metazoa; Chordata; Aves; Charadriiformes; Laridae. Gene Ontology annotation, biological process: transcription-dependent tethering of RNA polymerase II gene DNA at nuclear periphery; RNA export from nucleus. The transcript is spliced from 12 exons. The coding region runs from base 72 to 1178 and encodes 368 amino acids. Gene Ontology annotation, cellular component: nuclear pore.